GAAAUACGAACAGUCGUUGGUCGGCCGCGGUUCAGAUUGUGGUGGUCGCCAAUUUCUCAUUCCGUUCAAAAGCGGCAGCCGGUGAGCGCCCAAUUCGUGUUCCUCCGAGCUUUUAACAAAUAGUAUUUAAAAAGAAUUCCCAUCCCAAGAAGAUACACAUGUGUUUACUUUAUCUAUUAAACUGCAAUUAGAUUUAGAUGCCCAUGCGGUGCGUGUAUGUUUAAUAUUGAGUAAUUCAGUUGGGCAGUGAAUGGAGCGCCGGGUGAUAGUGGGUUGAUUUGACUAAUCCAGUAGAAGUUCGGAAUAGGAUCUGUGCUCGUGGAUUUUGAUAUUCUCUCCCGAUGAUUUUAUCUAACUUGCCGGUACAGAUUUUACAAGUUGAAGGGUCAAAUUAGAUCGUCUGCCAAUUUACUCAAAAGUUAGUUGUUUUAAGUAUUCACGAGGUUGAAGCGAAGUGCGGAACUAUGGCGGAUCAAACGCUGCUCAAUGGAAGUGCGAAAAAUGGCAAAAUAGUUGGAGCCCACAUUGGUAACGGCGAAAUCUCAACCAUAACUACCGGCAACGGUGUGAACAAUAGCAAGGACGAAUUGGCCGUUUUCAGUAGUAGCAAUAACGUUCAUCGACAUCGGGACUUCGACAUCGCCGAGCCUCCGGAUGGAGGUUUGCGCGGCUGGAUGGUGAUGAUUAGUGCAUUUAUUUGCAACGGUGUUCUUUUCGGCAUCAUCAACACGUACAGCGUCAUCCAUUCCUACCUUCAGGAGAAGUUAACAGAGCAGCAUGACGCCGAGGCUUCGAGCAAAGCCGCUUUGGUUGGAUCUCUUACCAUUGGUACAACAUUCCUACUAUCGCCAAUAGCUGGUGUCCUUACGGAUAAGAUUGGCUUACGACGAACAACUUUAUUUGGUGGACUUCUAUCCGCUGGUGGAAUGUUCAUCUCAUCAUAUUGCACUGAAAGUAUUGAAGCACUCUACCUCACCUAUGGAGUUAUGUUCGGUUUGGGAGCUGCAUUAGCCUAUACACCGACCCUAGCAAUCUUGGGACAUUAUUUUAAGAAAUACUUGGGAAAGGUGAGCGGAUUUGUAACGGCUGGGUCAAGUGUUUUCACGGCUAUCCUACCUGCUGCACUGGAUUACUUGGUCAAAUUUCAUGGCUUAAGGGUGACAUUGCUCUGCAUGGCAGGGAUUUUGUGCUUCGUGAUUGUAUGCGCGUUUGUUUAUAAGCCACUCCAUCCACCACCGCAACCAGUGGCAAGGAAGCCAGGACGAUCGGAGUUGAAUACAUUCAUGAGGACUAUGAUAAACGUAGACAUUUGGAAGAGGAAGAGAUAUGUAAUAUGGGCUCUGUCAGUGCCUAUAGCGCUUUUUGGAUACUUCGUUCCAUAUGUGCACAUGGUGAAGUUCAUACAGACAUCAUUUGAGGAUUCGAAUGAGAAUCUACCAGUUGCAUGUAUUGGCAUUUCAUCAGGAAUUGGUCGUUUGUUGUUCGGAAUAAUAGCUGAUCUGCCUGGAGUGAAUCGAAUUUUCCUACAGCAAAUAGCCUUAGUAUUCAUUGGAACACUGACUAUGCUCCUUCCUGCAACUAAUUCCUAUGUUCUCUUGAUCAUCUUUGCCCUAAUUAUGGGACUUUUUGAUGGAUGCUUUAUAUCGCUACUGGGACCAAUCGCCUAUGAGUUGUGUGGACCAAGAGGAGCAACGCAGGCUAUUGGAUUUCUAUUGGGAAUGAGCUCGAUUCCACUCACAGUUGGUCCUCCAAUAGCUGGAAAGCUGUUCGAUCUCACAGGCUCUUAUACAACGCCUUUUGUAUUGGCUGGAAUUCCACCAUUAAUCGGAGCCACAAUGAUGUUCAUGAUGCGAUGUAUACGUGAUGAAAAUGCUGUCCGGGAUAUCGCUGAAGUCAAUGAAAGAAACGAACCACUUACGAAAACUGCUUGGGAUUUAGAGGGCAAAUUAGACCAUCACCAGACCAAUGGUUUCACGCAUUCUGUGAAUGAUACAAGGAAAGCUUCAUUGGCCACAACAGAAUCACUUAAUGAUGUGCACACAACAUCCAACUGAGUCGUCCUUUAUUGGAACAAAAUUUUAUCGGAAUUCACAAAAUCUUCACUGUUUUGAUGUAAAGUGCAAACUCAAUACCAAAUUCGAAUAUAAAUUUUACUCAACUUACCCCAAUUUAAGCUCGUAAGAGCCCACUACACCGAGUGGUGGCUCAUAAUCGCUUUGUCGUUAGUUUGUAAGUUAGGACUAAGGUACGUAAGUACACACAUUCACGUAAACAUUCUGCAAUUGUCUUGAAUUAAGAUUGAUAAGAUUUUAUUUAUUUCUAUUUUGAAAUUAUGCAUGCUAGUGGAUGUCAAGAUGAUUGUAACGAUUUUGCUGAAACUUUUUCCAAUUUUAUCUUCAGACCUUAAGUCUGUUGUGUUCGGAGUACUAUUGUCAGUUGAAUAGAUGAAUAAAAAAUGCAGAAGUUUUACCUUCUGCCACGA
This is a messenger RNA of Hermetia illucens (black soldier fly), 2482 nucleotides long. RefSeq names its product monocarboxylate transporter 10 (gene kar). The record is from RefSeq and is a predicted model, not a curated record. Gene Ontology annotation, molecular function: monocarboxylic acid transmembrane transporter activity. Gene Ontology annotation, biological process: transmembrane transport. The transcript is spliced from 4 exons. The coding region runs from base 465 to 2054 and encodes 529 amino acids. Lineage: Eukaryota; Metazoa; Arthropoda; Insecta; Diptera; Stratiomyidae.